GGGACGUCAGUUCAUUCAGAACAGUCGAAGUGCGCAGACCACUGGGAUCCAAACACCGGCAGAAACCAGGCCAGGAGUCGAAGUCGACCUCCCACCUCCAGCCAGAUCCGAAUCCUAUUUGGGACACCACCAGCUAGAGCCAAGUCAAGUGCCGUUUGCCGUAAACAUGCCACGCAUCUCGUUGCCCGGCAGCAGCCUGCUGGUAGUCCUGGCACUGAUCCUGUGCCUCAGCCUUCCAAUCCGGGCGGUGCCCACCUCCGUGCUCGCCCAAGACACGGAGCUCUCCACCAGCGCCAACCACAAGCUCCAGCAGCAGCAGCAACAGCAGCAGCAGCAUCACCAGCAGCAGCAGCUCCAGCAGCAGCAGCAGCAGCAACAGCCGGCCACAGCCAAACGCUCCGAGGAGGCGAGUGCCGUGCCCACGGCGGACAAGAAGUCGAGUCCGGAAAUUGUGCCCGCUUCCUUUAGCAACGCUCCGUCGGCCCGAAACAGCCCAGUUCCGGUCUCCAGCCAGCAGCAGGAGCAGCAGCAGGUGCCGUCCGGAGUCUACGCCCUGCCCUCCAACGAGGAGAUCCUGGCCGCCGUAGCGGCCGCCGCCCAGAACAGCCAACAGCAGUUGCAGGAGGAGCCCUCCGCCCUGGAGGAGGCGGUGGCCAGCUCCACGAUGCGCAAGCGGGGCAUCAAUUACGAGUACAAUCCGUACUCCGUCGCCUCCAGCGACUACGGCAGCGAUGUGCCCAGUGGCGUUUGGUCCGACGACUACGAGGCCGCCGUUCCUGUCAGCUAUGGCGAGCGGGAUCUCCAGGAGAUCGAUGACUACGUGCCAGAGCGAAGAGUGAGUAGCUCGAGUGCGCGAAACAAGGCCUACGACAAUUUGCAGAAUCUCCUGAACGCCGAGGCCUAUCUGGAGAGCAUUCCCCUCUCGGUGCCGCUGACCUAUGCCAAUCGGAACUACAACGUGGAUGAGCGCAACAAGCGGGGUAUCUACUACAACGUGGGCACUCCCGGCGGCAAUGGGGCGAGCAGCCUGGGCAGUGGAAGUGGCUACAACGACGAGGGUAUCAACCUCAACAAAUAUCGACGAUUCAACGACAUGCGACUUAAACGCGACACCCAGCUCAAUCCCGCCGACAUGCUGGCCCUGGUUGCCCUGGUGGAGGCCGGAGAACGGGCGCGCAAGGAGAGCGAUGCUGAGAGCUCCGGACCGGUGCCCAUGAUACCCUCCGAUGACCUGGACUACGCGCCCGCCGGCAGCUGGUUCGACGUGCCCGUACAGGCGGACUACUACGGCGCCGGAGUGCCGCUGGACAACCAGAACCAGGCGAUGCCCAAGUACGAGUACGUGCCGCGUCAGCACAAGUACAGCGGAGUCAAUAGCCCAGGAUUCGGCUCCUCGAAGCAGCGCUACAUGGUGGCCAAGAAGAAGCGCUCGGUGAACCAGAGCCAAUUCAUGAACGAACCGGUGGCGGAGCGCGGAUCCGGCUACAAUGGCGAGAAGUACUUCUAAGGAUCCCACGCGGAGAUAGUCUACGUAGUACUUAAUGAUAGCCACAGGCCCCACGAAGAGUAUUUCUCGUUUUUUUGAGCAUUGAACAUAUUGAACAUAAUCCAAGAAACCAAAAUCCAAAUUCAAUUUCUAAUUCAAUUAUGAUAAAGAGCUAGUGUCAAGGUCAACUCGUGUGCAAUUUUUGUGUAGAAUUUCACUUUCAAAAAACCCAAUGGCGAGAAUUAAACUAUUGUUGCAUGCAAUGUGGUGCGUCAGGAGCAUAAUCAAUCAGUGUCUAGGAUUUUGUCCCACGGAAUCCGCACCGAACUAAACCGAAUCUAUAUCUACGCCACCUAAUCCCUGUAAGAAAUCGGUGUCUAUGUACAACUACUGCAAUCUGAAAUCCAGCGGAACCGCAACUUGUAUCUGUAUCUACUUAUCGAACUAGAGGCUUCCCGACUAGUACAAAACGAGAGAAGAACGUCAACUAUGAAUAUGAUUAUAUAUAAAAAUAUGAAUACAUCUAUACAUGCAUAUAUCAAUCCUAAUCGAGCUCAGAAGCGACAAAAGCUCCACUAACCGCUUUAAUUUAAUCUAAACUUAUACUAACUAAAGCUAAAGCCAAAGCCAAGUAUUUUGAAUGCCAUCACAUUCCGAACUACACUUUUUAUGUAACCCCGCCGACUUGGGGACAAACGAUCUGACAAUUGAUGAGAAUUUUAAUCGUAUUUAGCGAGUAUCGCAGCUAAUAUGUUGGUAAAUUAUAUAUAUAUAUAUAUAAAUAUACGUAUACAAUAUGCAAACAAUUUGUGGAUAAAUUUGUUAAGAAAUGGCUCAGGGCAUAAAUAUUUUAAAUAUUCUAUGCCGACGACGAAGAGGCGUAUUUUUAAUUUGAAUAAAAUUGUCUGACUGUUUUCGGUAAUAAUCAAAUAUACAUACAUAUGUGUACUAUGAAUAUGGUAAAAUAAAUUAUAUUAUACAGACUAAAAUAAAAUAGCGUAUAUAUAUAUGUGUGUGUGUAUACAAUACAGAUUAUAUAUAACUAUAUAUAUGAACACUCAAGUAACCUUAAUAUUAUAUACUUUCCCUCUGAAUAUUUGGCCUUUGAUUUACGCCUUAAGUUCUUUGCGUGAACUUAGUUUGAAGAUACAUUUAUUUACAAUCAACUGAUUUACGAUUAAUAAAUACGUCUUUGGUUUGAAAACCAAUCAAAAUUGGAUG
Messenger RNA from Drosophila melanogaster (fruit fly), 2707 nucleotides. RefSeq lists its product as uncharacterized. Bases 167 to 1507 code for a protein of 446 amino acids. The record is from RefSeq and is marked reviewed. Lineage: Eukaryota; Metazoa; Arthropoda; Insecta; Diptera; Drosophilidae. The transcript has 5 exons.